AUGUCGACUCCAGCGGCUUCAGAGGCUUUGGGCAGGAUUGGUCCUGCAGCAGCUGAUGCUGUGCCGCAGCUGAUCAUAGCGCUCAGGAAUGAAGAUGCAGGGGCGCGAGCCGCUGCUUCAGAGGAUUUGGGCAAGAUUGGUGCUGCAGCAGUUGAUGCCGUGCCGCAGCUGCUUAUGGCGCUCAAGGAUGAAGAUGCAUGGGUGCGAGCUGCUGCUUCAGAGGCUUUGGGCAAGAUUGGUCCAGCAGCAGCUGAUGCUGUGCCGCAGCUCAUCAUGGUGCUCAAGGAUGAAGAUGCAGGGGUGCGAGCUGCUGCUUCGGAGGCCUUGGGCGAGAUUGGUCCUCCACCAGCUGAUACUGUGCCGCAGCUGCUUAUGGCGCUCAAGGAUGAAGAUGCAGUGCUGCGAGCAGCUGCUUCAGAGGCCUUGGGCUACAUUGGUCCUGCGGCAGCUGAUGCUGUGCCGCAGCUCAUCAUUGCGCUUAAGGAUGAAGAUGCUAGGGUGCAAGACUCUGCUUCAGAGGCCCUAGGCAAGAUGGGCUCUGCACCAGCUGAUGCUGUAAAUCAGCUGGUCAUAGCUCUUAAGGAUGAGGAUGCAAGGGUGCGAGCCGCUGCUUCAAAGGUCUUGGGCAAGAUUGGCCCAUCAGCGAGAGAUGUCGCGAUCGGGCUGUGCAAUGCGCCGGCAGGUGUUGGUGGGACAUUGAGCAAGAUCGUCAUUUUCUUCAAAACACCUCUGCCGUUGCCGGGUGCGGACGUACACGUAGAAGGUGGCACCUCACUUGAUCCGAUCGUAGCCAAGGCAGUGGUGCACUCGAUUUGGUGCUGCCAGAGACAAGAUGUGAUCAGCACAGCGUUGAAGGUUCUACCAGAAUCCAUGAAGAUGCUUGAGCUCAGUGCCUUCCAACGGCGCUGGCUUGUGCAACGUGCUUUGCAGAUGUGGCCGCAUGAGGCGGUCGACUGCAAGCUGCAGAUUCUGCUGGAUUGUAAGUGGGGUCAUACCUACCCAGCAGAGCCAGCCAUGAGUGAAGCGGGCUCCAACGAGCUGCCUGGACUUGGGCCGGUCGACACCGAUGAAACACUGUCUUACCAGCGGGACGAAUCCCUGGCGUACAGUUCUGGGGAUGGGGUGCCGCCGACAAGGAAGAGCGGGCUCAUUUACUUCAGGUCUUUACGUGCCAGUGUGCAGGUGCUUGGGGACGGUCUCCGCACCGUUUGA
Molecule: messenger RNA, 1212 nt
Organism: Symbiodinium pilosum
Lineage: Eukaryota; Dinophyceae; Suessiales; Symbiodiniaceae
Source: the annotation of a GenBank genome assembly